This is a messenger RNA of Alternaria incomplexa, 1041 nucleotides long. RefSeq lists its product as uncharacterized. The record is from RefSeq and is a predicted model, not a curated record. Lineage: Eukaryota; Fungi; Ascomycota; Dothideomycetes; Pleosporales; Pleosporaceae. Gene Ontology annotation, molecular function: oxidoreductase activity. The coding region runs from base 1 to 1041 and encodes 346 amino acids. The transcript is spliced from 2 exons.
AUGACCACACAACGAGUUUUUCGACUGCCCCAGCGCACUUCCAUCCAAGACCUUCAGGUUAGCGAAGAGGACGUGCCCUCACCCUCCGCUCAAGAAGUCUUGAUCCGAAUCAAGAAUGUAGCUCUCAACUUCCGCGACUUUGCUGUUUCCACCGGAAAGUACCCUUUCCCAGUGAAAGACAAUGUGGUGCCUUGCUCUGAUCUUUCUGGAGAGGUUGUACGUGUGGGCAGCCACGUGGAGGACUUCGCCGAGGGAGACAAGGUGAUUGCAUCCUUUGACUUGAAGACCUUGUACGGUGCUAUGCCGGAUUGGCACCAUAGCUUGGGUGGUUGUUACGAUGGAGUUCUUCGAGAAUUUAUUACAUUGCCUAGCUCGGCACUCGUCAGGGUACCUUCAACUACUAAGCUCAGCUUCGCUCAGCUCUCGGCUCUAGUCUGUACAGGAACCACCGCGUGGAAUGCGCUUUACGGCAACGUUCCGUUGAAGCCUGGCCAGACAGUGCUCUUUCUCGGCACUGGUGGUGUUUCGAUCACUGGGCUUAUCUUGGCUAGGGCUGCAGGCGCUGUCACGAUCAUCACUUCUUCCUCAGACGACAAGCUCGCGCAUGUUCAAAGAACGUACGGUGCCGACUAUACCAUCAAUUACAAAUCGACUCCUGCUUGGUCCCAGGAGGUGCUCAAGAUCACCAAUGGCCACGGUGCAGAUUUCAUUCUCGAGAACGGUGGAGCUGGAACGAUCGGUCAAAGCAUUGAUGCAGUGGCUUACGGCGGAAACAUUGCUGUCAUAGGGUUCCUUGCCUCCUGUCCCCAGGAGAAGAUGCCUGACGUGGCAGCGCUUGCCCUAUCGAAGGGUGCAAUCGUCCGCGGCAUCAUGGUUGGAUCUAAGCAACAGCUGGAAGAUGUCACACGCUUUGUGACUUCCAAGAACCUCAAUGUGCCCGUAGAGAAGGUGUUUGGCUUUGGGAGGGAUGAGGUCGUUUCUGCCUUUGAGUAUUUGGUGUCAGGUCAACACAUCGGCAAGGUGUGCAUUGCUGUAAACUAA